Molecule: messenger RNA, 1097 nt
Organism: Suillus paluster
Lineage: Eukaryota; Fungi; Basidiomycota; Agaricomycetes; Boletales; Suillaceae
Exons: 4
Coding region: 103-978 (291 amino acids)
Molecular function (GO): FAD binding
Source: RefSeq, a predicted model, not a curated record
CCUUACGUGCUCUUAUCCCCUCAAAAUGUGACGGAGCUUGUGCUUGGGCAGAAGCUGCAGAGCCUUGGGGUUCAAGUGCAGCGCCCGCACAGGGUUGUUGGCAUGAAACAGAACGAGGAGGAUCGUCGUGUCACCGACGUCUCGUUCGAGGAUGGCCAAAUAGUCAGAGCCAGGUAUAUCAUCGGUGCAGAUGGCGCCCACUCAACUAUCCGUACCAUCACCGGCAUAGGGUUCUCUGACCCAGAAGGCCCCGACUUAUGCAAUCAUGUACUGACGCAAAUGGUCAGUGCAGAUGUUACGUUCGAGCCCGAACCUGUCGGUCUAUUAACCAUCGAGGGCCACAUCAAUAUCAUAAUUUCCCCAGACGGUUUCCUGAUGCUCACACCGUUCGGCAACCGGUUUAAUUCCGAGCUGACGUGCGAUGGAAAUCCUGUCACAAAAUCCAUCUUCCGUAUAAUUUCUGCCGUACCGGUGAAGAACGGAGACCCGCCCCAUGCGCCACCGAAGGAGUACGUCCAGAAAUUGAUCGACAUGUAUGGCCCAGCGUGUACAACAUCGGAUUCGUCCCUCAAUCCGACACCCGUCAAGGUCGACCAGCUGGUCUGGUCGACACGUUUCAGGACCCAUUCAGCUAUCGCUGACCGCACGUUCACGCGUCUUGGUGCUGCUAUUUUCCUAGGCAUGAACCUGGCCAUCAGGGACGCGAUCUUCUUUACAGAAGCCAUCACAAAGCACAAAGUGUUUGCAGGAGAUUCUGAUGCGGAUGAUCCCAUUUUGCAGCCAUGUGCGCAAGUGCGUGACGUGCGUGACGUGCGAGCGCUGGAGAUCAUUGGCUUCACCAAGAAGCUUUUGAACCUCGUAAGCCUUACACAUGAUAUUCAGGCCUCUAUCCGUGAUCUGGUGUUAAGCAUAUUGGGCAGAUUUGAUUUUGUGCGGUCGAGCGUUGCAUGGAGCCUGAGUGGGCUUGGAAGACGAUAAUCUCGUAUUUUUAAAUGGCUUGGUUGACUGUGCUUCAUUUCUACUUUGCAUACUAUACGCGUAUCCUCUCUAUAUUUUUCUAGACAUAAUAGUUGCAUAACAGCAAUAUAAUAGCAUCA